Molecule: messenger RNA, 1353 nt
Organism: Rattus rattus (black rat)
Lineage: Eukaryota; Metazoa; Chordata; Mammalia; Rodentia; Muridae
Product: inactive 2'-5' oligoadenylate synthetase 1C-like
Biological process (GO): defense response to virus; negative regulation of viral genome replication; regulation of ribonuclease activity
Cellular component (GO): cytosol; nucleoplasm; membrane
Molecular function (GO): double-stranded RNA binding; 2'-5'-oligoadenylate synthetase activity
Source: RefSeq, a predicted model, not a curated record
CAAACCCCAGAGUGUCCGGGAGCCCAGGAGCCGGAGAUGGCAGAUGCAGAGGGCUGAUAUGCACAGCUCCGCCCUUCCUGGGAAGGAAAACCAGCUAUGAAAAUGAUGGGCAGCUGGCUCCAGAGGCAAGGCUGCAGUCAGCAAACACUCCCGGCCUUAAAAUGGUGAACCUCAGCAGCACCCCAGCCUGUGAGCUGGACAGGUUCAUAAAGGAUCACCUCCCUGCUGACACCAGCUUCCAUGCUGAGCUCAGAGCAGACAUUGACUUCAUAUGUGCUUUCCUGAAGGAGAGAUGCUUCCAAGGUGCCCCUCACCCUGUGAGGGUCUCCAGGGUUGUGAUGGGCGAACACACCAUGCUUAAGGGCAGGUCAGAGGCCAACCUAGUGGUGUUCCUUAACGAUCUCCCCAGCUUUGAGGAUCAGUUGAAUCUACAGGGGGAGUUCAUUGAGGAAAUUCGGAAACGACUGUGUCAGCUGCAGCAAGAGAAAACGUUACAAGUGAAGCUUGAAGUCCAGAGCUCAGAGCAGCCCAGCUCCAAGUCUCUGAGCUUCAAGCUGAGCUCGCCCCAGCUCCAGCAGGAGGUGGAGUUUGAUGUGCAGCCAGCCUAUGAUAUCCUGUUUGCCCUAAGAAACAACCACAAGCCCGACCCUCAAAUCUACACCAAAACCUACGCCCACCUCAUCAGCGCGUGCACCACUCUGAAGAAGGAGGGCGAGUUCUCCACCUGCUUCAUGGAGCUCCGGCAAAACUUCCUGAAGCAUCGGGAACCCAAGCUGAAGAGCCUCAUCCGUCUGGUCAAGCACUGGUAUCAACUGUGUAAGGAGAAGCUGGGGAAGCCGCUGCCCCCACAGUACGCCCUGGAGCUGCUCACGGUCUAUGCCUGGGAAAGUGGGAGUAGAGACUGUGAAUUCAACACAGCCCAGGGCUUCCGAACUGUCUUGGAACUGGUCACCAAGUAUCAGUGGCUUCGAAUCUACUGGACAUUGUAUUAUGACUUUCAACACCCAGAUGUCUAAUACCUACAUAGACAGCUCAAAAAACCCAGGCCUGUGAUCCUGGACCCCGCUGACCCGACAAGAAAUGUGGCUGGUUCAAACCCCCUCUGCUGGCGGCUGUUGGCAAAAGAAGCUGCUAGCUGGCUGCAGUGCCCAUGCUUUAGGACCUGUGAUAUGUCUCUCGUGCACUCCUGGGAUGUGCUGACGAAGGUCGAGUUUCCACAGGAAUGUGUCCUUCUAUGAGCACCAAAGCACCUGCCCAGGAUGCUCGAGAGUCAGGGGCAUGACCUCUGCUGCAGGCCCUUGACCUAGAGAGGAGAGGAAGCUCCCCAAAACCCCAACGAGGGAGGGUCCAGCC